AUGACGGAAUCCCCGCGCAGUCGAACUGCCGUGGAGCUGCUCUCCAGCCUAGGCACGAUCGCCAACACCGUCGCAACGAACCUGCAGCGCAACCGCCUCGACCGGACGGGCAUCCAAGCGAUCCUGAAGGAGUACGCGGCGCGCGCCGAGUCCGACGGCCAGCUGAUCAACGCCUCGCGGCAGUCGCACCGCUGCGUCGAGCACGGCCUGCUGCUGGCCUACGUGCACAUGGGCUUCAUCGACACCCUGCUGCGCUUCAACCUGACCAUCCCCGCCUCCGCCGUCAAGUGGUAUAGCCUCCGCUCGCUGCGCAAGCGGUAUCGCCUGUCGCUUGUGUUCAUCACGCCACAGACCAGGGACUUGCGGACGCAGUUGGAUAGUAUCCGCGCGAAGGCGGAGUUGCUGUAUGCGGAUUUCGCGGAGCAUAAUGUGCAGAUCCCCGCGACGCCGAUCCAGUAUCGAAAGGUCACGCCGUGUGAGCCUGUUGGGGCGCCGCCUGAAGCAAUCCAUGAUCUCCUUCGUCGCGGUACCCUUGCCGAGCAGGAGUUGAGCGGGAAGAUCCUUCAUUGA
Aspergillus homomorphus CBS 101889 is the source of this 570-nucleotide messenger RNA. Its product is annotated as glyoxalase family protein. The record is from RefSeq and is a predicted model, not a curated record. NCBI's taxonomy places the organism in Eukaryota, Fungi, Ascomycota, Eurotiomycetes, Eurotiales, Aspergillaceae. Bases 1 to 570 code for a protein of 189 amino acids. The transcript has 3 exons.